GUGCCCUUAACUGCUAGCAAAAUGGUGAGCUGGAUAUUCGUGACGAUCGCAUGCUGCUUGGUCAGUGGCCUACAGGCGCAAACGAACUACUGCACCACAAGUUAUUGUCGUCCAGGAGUACCCAACGUCGGUUGUAAUCCCCCUCCAGCAUCCGGUGGUGCUAGUUGCGCUAACAAGAGUCCUGCCGUAGUGGUAAUGGACUCCAAUCUGCAGACUUUGAUUCUUUCCGAGCACAACACACGUCGAUCACAGCUAGCCUUGGGUCAGUUGGCGCCAUUCCUGCCAGCGACUCGCAUGCCUACGAUUACCUGGGAUACGGAACUGGCUAAGCAAGCUGGCAACAAUGCUCGUAGCUGCGUCUAUGGACACGAUAAAUGCCGCAACACAGCUGUGUACGCGUGGGCCGGACAGAACAUUGCCUUAUCCAAGUUUUACGGCAUGACCAGAACCACUUCCCAGCUGAUUAUGGAAGCCAUCAAUGGCUGGUGGAAAGAAUACAGUGAUACUAAGCAAUCUCAGCUUAAUAGCUAUCCAUCGGGAUACACGGGACCUGCGAUUGGACAUUUCACCCAGAUGGCAAGUGAUCAAACCGCUAAGAUUGGAUGCGCUAUGCAGUACUGGUUGGAUGGGAAGUUUAACACGUACUAUUUUGUCUGUGACUAUGCUGUAACGAACGUGGUUGGUACUGCAGUAUACAAGGCAGGAAAAGCUACUUCUGGUUGUACUACGGGACGCAACCCGAUGGCAUCACUAAGCGGAUUGUGCUCACCGGCUGAAAAAAUCGUCCCUAUUUACAACUAAUCAAAUGCACUGCAAUAAAGCACGAAUGUGACGUAUGUCCAAAAGUAUUGAGUAACGAUAACUGGAUAAUAUUACUUACUGUUACUACUGCUGUGAAAAGACAGAAUAUACUGUGACAAAU
Anopheles moucheti is the source of this 922-nucleotide messenger RNA. Its product is annotated as antigen 5 like allergen Cul n 1-like. Lineage: Eukaryota; Metazoa; Arthropoda; Insecta; Diptera; Culicidae. The record is from RefSeq and is a predicted model, not a curated record. The transcript is spliced from 3 exons. Bases 22 to 801 code for a protein of 259 amino acids.